CAAAACAAAGCUUGGUAAGGGGUGUAUUACAAACUUGUAGUUAUUUAUUUAUACUCUCUGCUUUUUUUCUACAUCACAAGACGGUACAAUGUUCUAAAUCUCUCGGUGGUUCAUCAAAAGGUAAGAACGGAAUUUGUCUUUACUCCCUGCAAUGAGUGCAUUAGCCUUAUGUCUGUUCACUAUAUAGUUAACCCUAAAGACCAUAUGGCUUGUUUCUCUAGCUAAUAAAGCAACCUUUACCAUUUCAGUUCUACUGGCAUUGUGGAAAGAAAUACAGUCAAGACCAAACUACAAUGAUUUCUCCCCAUUCUUCAAUGUGAAGUGACAUUUUUUGUAACAUUUAAGAAAAAGCUGAUUUAAAGCUCUGAAAAUAAAUCAUCUGCAACAGUGUCGCCAUAUCAUUCUGGAUUCAAAGAUGACCACGGUUUAGAGAAAAUACAUGAAAUCAGCAAAAAAGGUUGAUUUAGAUCCAGAUUUUCAAUUAUGUAAUUUAACUCAACUCCUGACUACAAACAAUGGAGUAUAUAGAACAACUGAACAUGCUUCUGGAUGGCCUUAAAACAAUACUCUUAGGUUACUACAUUUACCUGCCAUUAGUGAGCACUCAAGGUGUUUUCCCAAAACUUGAAAAUAUCGGUGCUUUUAAACCUAUUACAACAACACCCGUAGAGGCGACUUGUGGUUCACCAGAAAGAAGUGUCUUUUGCCAUAGUGAUAUCAAUAUAAAAAAUAUUCAGACUUGUACCCAGUGUCUGUGCAUUCAAGAAUGCCCACACAGAUCAAAAAUGCCAACCCACCACCAAUUUCUUCAAAGUGGCCUUGGCAGUUGUGUUAAACUGGACAGAAGUAAUCAUCAUGGUCCAACCAGAGGUGGCAGCCCUACUAGUUUCAUUUUCUAUGACCAUAAGGAUUGUUUUGUUGCUCCAUCCACGCUGAGAACUGGAAUGUCAUUCACUCUGACAGUGUGGGUGAAACCCGAGAGAGAAGGUGUAAUGUGUGUGAUAGAAAAGUCUGCUGAUGGGCAGAUUGUGUUCAAACUCACAAUCUCGGAGAAAGAGACUGCGUUUUAUUAUCGCACAAUAAAUGGUUUGCAGCCUCCUGUAAAAGUAAUGACACAGGGGAGAUUUCUUGUGAAGAAAUGGAUUCAUCUUUGUGUGCAGGUGCACCAGAUCAAGAUUAGUUUUUUUAUCAAUGGAUUGGAGGAAGAUGGAAAUGCAUUUGCAUCAAGACUCCUUACUGACUCUGUACUGGAUGAUGACGACAGUUCAAUUGUACUAGGACAAAAUGUUAAUGGGUCGGAACAAUUUGUUGGAAGAAUGCAGGAUUUUCGGGUGUACUCAGUGGCUCUUUCAAACAGAGAAAUUAUGGAGGUAUUUUCUAAAGAGCUUCCAUAUUUACAUAUUCAGUCCGAAUGUCGUUGCCCCAGCAGUCAUCCUCGUGUACACCCACUGGCUCAAAGGUUUUGCAUCCCAAAUGGAGUUGAGAGCUCAACCAGAGAUAAGAUUUCAAGAGUAAAUCCCGAUGCACAUCCUGUGUCUUACAUGAAUGACAAUGAUCUUGAAACCACCUGGAUCUCUUCAUUACUUCCAUCUUCAAACACUGAGAGAGGCAUUUUUAUUACGUUGGACUUAGUUAAUGGACAAUAUCAGGUUUUUUAUGUUAUUAUACAGUUUUAUAGCCCUUUCCCACAGGCAUUAAAGAUCCAGAAAAAGAAAGAUAGGGAUUCUCCAUGGGAAGACUGGCAAUAUUUUUCUAAGGACUGCUCAUAUUUCAAAAUGGAGAACAAUGGUGUUUUGAAAUUUCCAGACUCUGUCAAUUGCCAGCAGUUACCUAGGUAUACACCAUUUUCUCGAGGAAAUGUGACCCUUAGCAUCCUUACCCCUGAGCCCAACCAUCGGCCAGGGUACAAUGACUUCUACAACACGCGAAGUCUUCAAGAAUUUGUUAAAGUUUCCCAGCUGAGGAUUCACUUGUUCAGCCAGUAUUACUCUGACGGGUCUGAGGCCGAAGCUGUUAACUACAGACACAGAUAUCAUGGAAUCAGUGAAAUUACUAUAAGUGGAAGAUGUGAUUGCAAUGGGCAUGCUGAUUCCUGUGAUCAAACUGUUACUCCAUACCGCUGCCUUUGUGACAUUAACAGCCACACCUAUGGAGCUAAUUGUGAUCGAUGUUUGCCACUAUUUAAUGAUAAGGCUUUCCACCAAAGUGACCAAGUCAAUGCAUAUAACUGCAGACCAUGUCAAUGCUAUAACCAUGCAACCAGCUGCCAUUAUAAUGCUAAAUUAGACCCUUAUCUGCAUGACCAUGACCAAGGAGGGGGCGGAGUUUGUGAUGAUUGUUCCCACAAUACAACAGGGCAACACUGCCAACUGUGCAAGGACCAUUUUUAUCGAGGAGCUAAAGACAAUCUUGCUGCCGUUGAUGUUUGCAAGCCUUGUGCCUGUAAUGAGGCCGGAGCAAUGGACAAGAAUAUUCCCUGUGAGCAGAUUGAUGGCCAGUGCAAAUGCAAACUCUAUGUGUUUGCCAGACAGUGUGAUCAAUGUAUGGACGGAUACUAUAAUCUUACAAAGUCCCAUGAUCAAGGGUGCCUUCCCUGCAAAUGUAACAUUGCUGGCACACUCAAUGGAGCUGUAACAUGUGAUCAGUAUUCAGGGCAGUGCAAGUGCAAGCCAAAUUUUACAGGUCUUCAAUGUGAUCGUUGCAACCUGCGCUUCAAACUACAAAACAUAUUAGGGGUGGAGAGCUGUGUGCCAUGCCAGUGCAACACAUAUGGAUCCAUCAAUCAGUUCUGCAAUCCUAUCAGUGGCCAAUGCAAAUGCAAAGCAGAUGUCAAAGGUCUUCUGUGCAACAAAUGCCCUGACAACUAUUAUGGGCCUGAUGCUCAGGGUUGUAAACAAUGUGAUUGUAACGUGGAAGGAGUUAUACCUGGAACAAUUUGUGAUGCAGUGACAGGACAAUGUGCUUGCCAGCCUUACACUGGUGGAAGACAAUGCAAUGAAUGUGUGGAUGGAUACUACAAAGUACAACAGAACGAUUCUAUUUCCUGCCUUCCCUGUGAUUGCAAUGUUUCAGGCACAAUCAACAGUUCUCAGUAUUGUGAUAAGUCAACUGGACAGUGUUUCUGCAAACCUUUUGUAAUGGGUCAGAAAUGCAACAUCUGCAUAUCCCACAAGUAUAAUCUCAGCAUCUUCAAUCUUCUUGGUUGUCGGGACUGCGACUGUGACCCACUUGGGACAUUAGUAGGCACCCAAUGUGACCCCAUUAGUGGACAAUGUAAAUGUCUUCCAAAUAAUCAAGGGAGAAGAUGCAACCUCUGUAAGACAGGUUUCUAUUUAUCAAAUGCCCAGGAUGAGCGAUGUAUUCCAUGUUCUUGUCACCCCACGGCAUCACAUAAUGAGACAUGCACUGAUUUACAUGGUCAGUGCUACUGCCACGAUUCUUCAGUAACUGGUCAAAAAUGUGACAAAUGCAAGGAUUUCUUUUUUGGAUUUGAUCCAGAAACAGGACGAUGUGAAUCAUGUGAUUGUGAUCUGGCUGGGGCAAUAAAUGGUAGCUGCGAUUCACUAACAGGCCAGUGUUACUGUAAGAUAUUUGUGAAAGGUUUCCAAUGUGACCAAUGCAUUGAGGAGGCUGGAGGUCUCAAUAUCCAAAACCCAUUUGGCUGUAGCAAAACUCCCUAUCAACAACCCCCUCCAAAUGGGUAUAUUCUUAACAGUACAUCUAUUGCCCUCUCGUGGAACCCUCCAGAUUCUCCCAAUACCAAUAAGAUAACCUACGAGUUAUACAGAGAUGGACUAAAGAUCUGCCAAUUUAUGGACGUUUACCCUUUCAGUGCUCAGACUUUUGUGGACAAUUCUUUGUUGCCUUACACUUUAUACUCUUAUCAUAUUGUAGCAAGCAAUGAGUAUGGAUCUACCAGCAGUGACAAAGUGGCUUACCGGACUAAAGCCGGGACCCCAGUAGGGGACAUCUAUAUUUACUACUUCAGUACCACCUUUCCAUCCUCCAUCUCUCUGAACUGGACACUCACAUCCAAUGACUCUGGCCCCAUAGAAACAUUCAGAUUAAUUCAGUCAAUGGCUGAUGAACACAAAGUCAUUUAUGAAGGGCUUGAUGAUUCUGUGACUCUAUAUAACUUAUCGCCAUUCACCAAGUAUUUUUUCUCUGUACACGCUUGUACCACUGAGGGAUGCCUGCAAAGUUUGCCAGUAACUGUUGUAACACCCCAGGCUCCUCCCUUAUACCAAAGUCCUCCAAUUUUGCAAAAUUCCAGCUCCACAAGUAUCUAUUUACAGUGGUCUCCACCGUCCCAAGCAAAUGGCAUUGUCAUAGCGUAUGAACUAUACAUGAGAGGCUUACUAGAGACAACUGGGGAUCCCAGACCACCUGAAAGACGCGUGUUUCAUACCACUGGUUGGCUUAAUCCUCAGCCAGUUGUGGAGUCUGAAAAUGAAAAUGCUUUAUUACCACCUGCCACCAGUGCAGCUGUCAUGAAUCUAGAGCCAAAUACAGAGUAUGAAUUUUCUAUUGUGUCAACUAAUAUGGCUGGAAGUGCUGCUUCAGAGUGGGUAACUCUAAAAACUGCUGAAUCAGAACCUCUCUUUAUGACAGCUCCAAAUAUACUUCCACUUACAUCACAUUCUUUAAAUGUGACAUGGUCAAAGCCCAACAACAGUGCUACAAGAGGAGAAGUUACCGGCUACACUAUCAAUGUUUUUGCAGAGGAUGAAGGAAUUUUUGAGGUAUUAUAUGUGGCUGAAGAUUAUGAAUUAUUUUAUGUAGCCACGGGAUUAAAACCCUACCAUUCAUACUCCUUCACAAUUACAAUCUGCAACAAAGUUGGCUGUGUGACCAGUGUGCCAAAUGUAGGAAAGACUUUAGCAGCAGCGCCACACAAAUUAAAUGCACCACUAGUGCAUGGGAUCAAUAGCACGACGAUGAAGGUUUCCUGGGCGCCACCUGUGUUCCUUAAUGGCCCUUUCCCAACAUACCAGUUAGAGAGGAUCGACCCUGCAUUAACAAUCACAAGUGCAACCAACUUUAUCAAGGGGACCCGCUUUCCUGGAGCCGGAUACUUCAAGUUCCCACCUGCUACGUUUCCAAUGAACACUUAUUUCACAGGCAUUAAAAUACAGUUCAGAACCAAGGAACCAGACGGACUGAUUCUGUGUGCUGUGUCAGCUGGAAUGCAGGAAGAAUUCGUUGUUCUUCAAAUAAGAAAUGGACGUCCUUACUUUCUUUUUGAUCCACAGGGCUCAGCAGUGGCUAUAAGCCCCACAAAUGACGAAGGAAGAGUCUAUAAUGAUAAUAACUGGCAUGAAAUAAUUGCUGUGAGAACUCAAGCCAGUGGCACCAUUACCGUAGAUGGCCUAUACACAGGAUCUGAUUCUGCCACCAGUGGGGGCAUCAUCAUUGGGGAGAUGACUGGAAUAUUUGUUGGUGGGCUUCCAAAUGAUUUUUUAAUCCAAAGAAAUGAUAAAGGUAAUGCACAAAUCAAUAGAAAGCAUUUUGUUGGUUGUCUUGGUGAUGUUUACAUACAGCGCAGUGGCAAUCCCCUGGAUAACUGGGAGACUUUAGACUGGGAUGUUGCUGAAGAGAAAAGUAACAUUCAUGAAAAGUGGGAGGGCUGCCCAGAAACAUCUGAAGAUGGAGCACAUUUUCUUGGAUUUGGUUUCCUUGAGCUUUAUCCUUUCGUAUUUUCUGGUGGUCCAAGUUUUGAAAUAUCCUUCCAGUUUAAAACCGACCAACUGAAAGGGCUUCUUCUGUUUACAUACAACACCGAUGGACCUGAUUAUUUUAUUGUUCAGCUAAACAAUGGAAUCCUGAGUUCCAUAAUUAGAACAAAAUCCACCCUCCUGCAAUUAAAUCUUUGGGCGGGUCUUUCUUAUUGUGAUGGGAGAUGGAACAAAGUAUAUAUCAAGAAAGAGAACACCUUAUUCCUCGUCGAACUAAAUAACUUAAUAGACAAAGUAGAUGAACCUGACAACAUUCAGAUAGAAAUACAAGUCAGUUCAGCUGUUUACAUUGGUGGUGUGCCAGAACAUGUUCAAAACUCUUUUCCAGAUCUUGAUUUGCAUCAAGGUUUUGGAGGUUGUAUUAAAGAGAUGGAGCUCAAAAAAGGCUUUGUUGUUAACUUUGCAACUUCCUCCUUUGGUGCUGUAAGAGUUUAUCUGGAUGGCUGCUUAUUGACUGGCAGCUCUGUUAACUGCAGAGGGAAUGACUCGGUCAUUGUAUAUGGAGGGGAAAGUCAAGAAUCCUAUGACAAUCCCCUACAGCCAUUUACAGAAUAUUUAUAUAGAGUGAUUGCCUCAAAUGAAGCUGGAUCAGAAGCAAGUAGUUGGAGUCGAGGGCGUACAAAAUCAGCUGUACCUCAACCUUUAAACAUUGAUUUCAAAACCUUGAACAUAAGUGGAUAUAGUGUGGCUGUAACCUGGACCAGACCUACUGGGGUCAAAGGUAUCAUUGAAGAAUAUAUUCUGAAAGCUUAUCCUGAGUGCAGCCCUAUUGUAUCUGCCAUCACAGCAACUUUUCCGGAUGCAGGCAAAGUCAAUGGCACCCUCAAAGGCUUGCUCCCCUUCACAAAGUACGCCGUAACUCUUUCGAUCUGCACCUUGGCAGGGUGCAGGGAAAUGCCGCCUGUUCUGAGCAUCUCCACUCUUCAGGAAGUUCCAGAAGAAGUCCAGCCACCCAUUGCGGAGACUUUUCCAUAUUCAUUGCAUUUAUGCUGGUUGGAACCUAGGAAACCAAAUGGAAUUAUAACACAGUACAUAUUGCAUAUGAAUGGAACACAAAUAUACAGAGGAAAUGGGACAGAACACAAUAUUACUUCAUUGACUGCUUUUGCACCAUACCACUUUUUGCUGACUGCCUGUACUCUAGUUGGCUGCACCAACAGUUCCGAGAUUACCAUCUUCACAGCUCAGUUGCCACCAGAUUAUGUGGCUCCACCAGUUCUUACAGUCUUGGAUGCAACAAAAAUCUUUGUACAAUGGAGAGAGCCAAAGAGAAGCAACGGAAUCCUCGAACGGUAUAUUCUACAUAUUACUAGCAAUCCAAAAAACAGAAGUUGUUGGCAAGUCAUCUACAAUAGCUCUGAGCUGUUUUUAGAUUAUGCUGUUCAAAAUCUGAUACCAGGAACAAAGUACUUCAUCAAGUUAAGUGCAUGCACUCAAGGAGGAUGUACAACAAGCAACGUUAGUGUAGCCAUAACAGAGGAAAGUUCACCAGGAGGUGUCCAGACUCCUAGAAUAGAGUCACAUUCAGCUGAGUCUUUCAACAUUUCUUGGUCUAAACCUCUGCACCCAAAUGGCAUGAUCACCAGCUAUACACUAUAUAUGGAUGGAAUUUUAGUACAGAAUUCCUCAGAUCUUAUUUAUUUUGUGGAUGGUCUCUCUCCCUGGAGCAAGCAUUCUUUCCAACUACGAGUGUGCACUGCAAAAGGCUGUACCCUUAGCAAAAAGGUUGAUGCCAACACUCAGGAGUCGGAACCAGAGGGAAACGUUCUGCUACAUGUGAUUAUCGAUGGGCCACGAGGGGUUCAGUUAAAGUGGCAGGGCCCUGGAAAACCCAAUGGACAAAUAACAUACGCUGUCAUUUUCUAUGGAACGUUUUUUAAAAAUGAAGGUAACACUUUUGCUGUAUUUAAUGGUCAAAACAUUUUGCACCGCAGUCAAGAAAGCAACAGAUGGGUCUUCCUCAGUGGUCUGGUUCCUUAUUCUGACUAUAGCAUUUACAUAAAUGCUUCCAAUAGCAAAGGAUUCCUAAUAAGUGAUCCCAUCCUGAUAACAAUGCCUCCUGCUGCUCCAGAUGGUGUGCUGCCCCCAAGGCUUUCAUCUGCCACUCCGACCAGUCUUCAGGUUGUCUGGUCUACACCAGCUCGUAACAAUGCUCCUGGCAUGCCCAACUACCGACUCCAGAUGAGGUCUCUGAAUCCGACAAAUGAAAUUAGAGAGUUAUAUUCCGGUCCCAGCACCUCUAUAAUUUACCCGAUUAAUGAUCUCCAGCCAUUUACACCGUAUGAUCUUAGGAUCACCGCAUCUAAUGCAUAUGGAGAAACCAAGAGCAACUGGACCACUAUGUUUACCAAAGAAGAUAAGCCCGGAACAAUUGAACCUCCUGUUCUAACUAUUGUACAAUCAAGAUCAAUAAAAAUUACUUGGCAACCCCCGCACAAGCCCAAUGGCAUUUUGACUCAUUACAAUAUUUACCAAAAUGGCAGGAAGCAAGUAUCGGUUCCUGGAAACAGUUUGAGUUACACGAUGCUUCAGUUGGAUCCCUUCACAAAGUACCAAUUCCAGAUAGAAGGAUGCACAUCUGAAGGAUGUUCACUGUCCUUGGAGUCCUUUGGGGUACAGACCCACCCUGAUGCACCAAGCGACAUUCCUCCACCUGUUCUCCAUUCUGACACAUCGACAUCCGUGGCUAUUCAAUGGCAACUACCUCUUAACCCUAAUGGAGUAAUAGAGAAUUUCAAAAUUGAAAGACGACUCAAGGGAGGAGAGAAAAUACACACCUUAGUAAUAUUACCUGGAAACCAUCCAAUGAAGUAUGACGAUCAAACAAGCGACAUGAGCCCUUGGACCUUAUAUGAAUACAGGAUAAGUGCAGCUACCGUCAAUGGAGGAGCAAAUUCCAGCACUUGGUCAGAAGUAAGAACAAGACCAUCAAGACCUGCUGGUAUGCAAGCACCCAAUGUUACUGUUCUAGGACCAUAUACAGCAAAGGUCACCUGGAGAAGUCCUCUCAUACCAAAUGGAGAAAUAUUAAGCUAUGAGAUUCGCAUGCCUGAGCCUCGAAUUGCUAUCAUUAACACUACUUUGUUAAGCAAUACAGUGACAAAUCUAAUCCCCUACACUAACUAUUCUGUAAGCAUUGUGGCUUGCUCAGGCGGAGGGUCAUAUUUUGGGGGAUGUUCUGAAAGUUUACCUACAUAUAUGACCACUCACCCGACAAUGCCACUGGGUAUUAGCCCAGUAUCUGUUACACCAAUCAGUGAGACAUUUGUUGUUGCUUCAUGGCAGCCUCCUUCAAGACCUAAUGGACCAAAUGUAAGAUAUGAACUCCUGAGACGUAAAAUCCUGCAGCCACUUGCAUCAAAUCCCCCUGAAGAUUUAAAUCUGUGGCAGAAUAUUUACUCAGGAACUCAGUGGUUUUAUGAAGAUAAGGGUCUUAGCAGGUAUACAACCUAUGAAUACAGAUUGAUUGUACACAACGAGGUGGGGUAUACACUUGGCACCGAUGUGAAUGUGACCACAAUGGCUGGACUGCCUAUAAGAGGAAGCAAUGUUACUGCAGUCGCUAUCAAUCACACUGCUAUCGAGGUUAAAUGGUCCAGACCCACUUUGCAAGACAUGCAGGGGGCCGUCGAACUUUAUACUUUGGUCAUAAAUUCAUCCAGUUCUUACAAGUCCCUGACAUUUCAAGCGCACGAGAACUGUACAGUGAUCGGCGAUUUGUAUCCGAACAUGAAAUACCAGCUUUAUCUUCAGACCUUCAAUGGGGCUCAUAGUAUAAACGGCGACUCGGUGCACGUGCAAACGCUGGAUGGAGAGCCUGAAGGCAUCUCCCCUCCAGAGGUGGCUGUCAUCAACAGUACAGCUGUACGUGUCAUCUGGACGCCACCGUCAAACCCAAAUGGCAUUGUGACUGAAUAUUCCAUCUAUGUAAAUAAUCAGAUCUACAAGGCACAGCUCAAAUCCCCCAACCCCUUUGUUGUCGGAGACUUAUUGCCAUUUCAAGUGUACAACAUACAGAUUGAAGUUUGUACUGUCUACACUUGUGUAAAAAGCAAUGGUACUCAGACUGCAACUGUGGAGAACCCGCCGAGAGGAAUUCCAAAGCCAGAGGUCACAGUUAUCAGUGCAAGAUCAGUUCAGAUUGAAUGGGGCUUUCCAGAAGAACCAAAUGGAAUCAUACUUGGCUUUGAUGUUCAACGAAAAACCUUGCAUCCAUGUUCUUCUGCUCAAAAGUUCUGUAAUCAUGGUAUUAAAUCAUGCUUCUAUGUUAAAUGCCAAAAAUAUGAAGAUAUAUGUGGAGAUGUAUGCUACAAUCCUAUUGACCAGGAGUGUUGCAAAGGAGUCCUGCAUAACAGACUGUCAGGAUAUGAAUGCUGUGGGGAUAAAUACAUUGCGUCCAGCCAAACUUUUUCAAUAAUCUGCUGUGGUGAUCAAAAAUACUUUGUCCAGCCAGAGCACCAGUGCUGUGGAGAAUAUUACACAAGAGUCAGAGCAGGGGAAGUUUGCUGCUAUGAUGUGCUGCAGAACAGAGCGGCGGUUGGAGAGGGGGAUUCCUGCUGUAACGCAAUGCCAUUUUCUUCAUCUGGAAGUCAAGUGUGUUGUGGCGAUGCUCUGCAGAACAACUUCAAUCAACAGUGCUGUGGUGGAAUGAUGAUGGCGAAUGACUUUAUUUGCUGUGGUGAUGCAGAAAAUGGUUCCAUCUAUCGCCCGUCUACAGGGAUGGUUUGCUGUGGGACAAAAUACAUCAAUGGUUCCGAAUUUAUCUGCUGUUUGGGUUCCAAUGGGAAAUUUAAAGUACACUUGAAACCUCCCAAUCAAGCACCACUGAAAUGCUGCGAGACGGAAUUGAUAUCAGAGGAGAAAGAGUGCUGCAAUGGGCUCGGAUAUGACCCAACUUUGUAUGUGUGUUCCAGCAGGGUACCAGAAGAAAUUUCUAUCGAGGAAGAAAAAUGCCAUUCACGUGUCCUUUGUCCCAUAUCAAUGCUUUUCACGGCAUACUGUGGUCACUGUAAUUUUAACCCCGAUACUGAAUCUUGUUUCUUGAGAAAAGGUUCAGUGAACCAAUGCAACAACAUUAUUAAACAAGAGGAUGGUUUCUGUGCCAUGGAAGGAGAAGACAUUAUAUAUACCGGAGAUGCUAAUACAUUCAGCUUUACGGAUGCAAGUGUGGAUCCUUUCACUACAUAUGAAUACAGAGUAUAUACUUGGAACUCUGUUGGUCAUGGCCUUAGCAAUGUGAGCAAAGUAACCACCAAGCAGGAUAAGCCCCAAGGAGUACAGGCGCCAAGAUGGACCAAAGUGGACAGCCGUGAAGACAUGAUUUUCUUGACAUGGAAAGAACCAUAUAUGUCAAAUGGCAUUAUUUUUUACAUACUCUUUCGUGAUGGGACUGAGCGUUAUAAAGGGACAGAACAAAGUUUUCAAGAUAGAAGAGGAAUUUCUCCAUUAAAAGAAUAUACCUAUCAGUUGAAAGCAUGCACGCUGGCUGGAUGUUCACUCAGCAUUAAGGUUUUUGCAGCUCUUCAACAGGGAGUCCCACAGAAUGUUCCCCCACCAACAAUCACACCUGUGAACUCUACAGCUUUACACCUGAGCUGGACCACUCCUCAAAAACCUAAUGGUAUCAUAAGGGAAUAUCAGGUUAUUCUGGUGGCUACAGGAACGAUAUAUUCAUGUUCAGCAGAAAGGAAGAACUACACUGUAUCAGGUCUCAAGCCAUUCACAAGUUACAGCUUAAUCCUCACAGCCUGCACCUCCAACGGGUGCAACAGCAGCGAGCCGUCUUCCAGUCAGACAUUGCAAGAUGCACCCGAGGGAGUGUGGUCAAAUCCCUACCACGUCACGAUCAAUGAAUCAGUGCUGGAACUAUAUUGGAGUGAACCGGAGACCCCCAAUGGGAUCAUUUCUCAGUACAGACUUAUACGGAAUGGAGAAGUCAUUUCCCUUAGAAGUGGAGAAUAUUUGAAUUUCACAGAUGUUGGCCUGCAGCCCAACAGCAGGUAUUUGUACCAGUUGGAAGCAAGCACUGAAGCUGGAAGUACUAAGAGUGGAGUUUACGUUGUUCAAACCCCAAGUGAAACACCAAAAAAAAUUCCUGUCCCUUAUAAGAUUUCAGUACUCGGUGCUUUUUCUAUUUACGUAGCCUGGGAUGCUCCAGGUAAAAUAUGCCUUCUAUGUGAAUUUGACUUCAGUAGACCUUUGGAAUACAAUAUUUUGUUAAAUACUGGCCUUCCUGACUCACAAGUACAUCAAGCUGGAAGAGAACAGUUUAUCAUUCUGGAAGACCUUAAUGCCUAUACAGAGUAUGAUGUGAGAGUACAAGCCUGCCAAGAUGGUAACUGUGGUGCAGGUGGUCACAUAUCUGCAAGAACUGAUGAAGCCCCUCCAGAGGAGCUGGAUCGACCUCACGUGGUGGCAGUUGGGUCAGAUAUUAUUAAGAUUAACUGGAGGCCACCGAAUAAGCACAAUGGAAUUAUCACCAGCUACUUAAUUUAUAGACGUCUUGCUGACCAUGAUGAAGAGAUACUUGUGCAUAGAUGGUUGGAUGGGAUCUUAGAGUACACUGAUUCUUUGACUGGACUGUUGCCUCACACAGCUUAUGAAUACUGUGUCAAAGCUCAGAAUCACAAAGGUAGUGUUCAAAGUUUAUGGUCUUUAAUUUAUACCAUUGAAGCCCCACCUGAAGAACUGGAACCACCCUCUGCAAUAGUAACCAGUGCAUAUUCAAUAUUUCUUACUUGGAACCCACCGGUUUAUCCUAAUGGAAUCAUAAAUUAUUAUCACGUCAUCUAUCAAGAAUUUCCUAGGGAACAAAACUUUAACCCAUCACCAAAAAGUACAUUGAUUUUUCCGGGGACAACAUUCCAAACUAUGGUAUUUGGUUUACUGCCUUCCACGACAUAUGGAUUUCAUAUUGAAGCAUUCAAUACUGCCAGUAAAGUCUCCAGUACAUCAACUAUAGCUCAAACAAUGGAAGCCUCACCAAGUGGGCUCAGCAACUUUACUGUAGAAAAGAAAGACGAUGGCAAGGCGUUGCUUCUCAGAUGGAAAGCUCCUGAAAGAACCAAUGGAAAAAUACAGAUGUAUAAUGUUUUCUGUGAUGGAAAUGUUGAAUACAGUGGGCUUUCACAUCAGUUCCUCUUCCAACGUCUUCAACCAUAUACCAAUUACACAUUAGUGCUGGAAGCUUGUACUGCAGCUGGAUGCACUCGUACAUUUCCUCAGCUUGCUCAAACAGAGGAAACUUUCCCUGCAUCCCAGCCUCCACCUGUAAUCCACUUUGUCAAUUCCAGCCAUGUAGAACUCUACUGGUCACCUCCAAUGUAUCCAAAUGGAAAACUAAAACAAUACAACGUUGUGAAAAGGUGGUCUCAUAAAAAUCCUUCAGCAAAUAAGGACAGUAUGAAUGAGAACAUUGUAUUUACAGAGAGACACACAAGCAGUGAGAUAUUUACAUAUGUGGAUGGAGGACUACAUCCUUGGACAAAUUAUGAAUACAAAAUCCGUGUGUGGAAUUCUUUUGGAUAUACUGAUAGUUCAUGGACUUUGGUUCAAACAACUCAAGCAGCACCUAUACACCUUCCACCACCUAAGGUUUUCCAUGUGGAAAAAAUCCCCCAUCGACUAGUAAUACAAUGGUCUCGGCCAGGAGAAGACAAUGGGAUAAUACUCUUGUAUAGGUUACAUAGAAAUAACAUAACAUUUCAUUUUACCUUUGACUCUGAGACUUUCAGUUAUAUAGAUGAGGGCUUGUUGGCUUAUACAGAGUAUAGCUAUUCCGUAACAGCAUGUACCUUAGGAGGCUGCACCACCAGUGAGGCAGCACAUAUUAAAACUUUAGAAGCAGCUCCAUCUUUGGUAUAUCCACCAAUGGUAAAAUCAAUUAGUUCCACUGAAAUUAAUGUGACUUGGUCUUCACCAAUGCUUCAAAAUGGAGAAAUAUCAAAAUACAUUAUACAGGUGGACAAGGAGAAAUAUUAUGUUGGAAAGCAAUUAUCAACCCUGGUGUCAAAUCUUCAGCCAUUCACACAAUAUAAUAUCAGUCUGCUUGCCUGCACCACCGGAGGAUGCACAUCCAGUUUGACUACUUCUUUUAGAACCAUGGAAGCCCCACCUUUGGGAAUUAAAGCUCCACUUUAUAAUGUCACAGGGCCAAACUCAAUUAAUUUAACAUGGGGAAGUCCAGAUAAACCCAAUGGGCAGAUUAGAAGUUAUGAGCUCCGAAGAGAUGACCUUCUUAUUUAUGUGGGUCAGGAUACAAAGUAUCAUGACUUUGGACUUAUACCAGGAAUGGAGUACAGUUAUACUGUGCAAGCAAAUAACAAUGAAGGUAAUAUUACAAGCCCUUCUGUAAAAAUUAAGACACUCCCUUCUUCUCCUUCUGGUUUGGAACCUCCUGAAAUUCAAGCAAUGAGCGCCUAUGAGAUACUUGUAUCUUGGAGACCACCUUCAAGGCCUAAUGGUGACAUCAUCAACUUUACAUUAUCUGUUCGUGGACAACUGGAAAUGACAAUUAAAGAAUAUCACCUCAGCAAUCCUUUCACUUCACAAAGCAGACAUUCAUUCAUUGUAAAGGAGCUUCAGCCAUAUCACCAGUACGAGGCAAAAAUUGAGGCUUGCACGUUACUGGGAUGUACCACCAGCGAAUGGGCAAGUGGAUACACAAAAGAAGCUCCUCCAGAAUCCCAACCUUCCCCUCUCAUAGAUCUACAGGGAAACCAGCGAGAACCUUUACUGUUAUGGAACAGCCCCAGCAACCCCAAUGGGAAAAUUUUAUUCUAUGAGCUGUACCGGAGAAAGAUCCCUAACUUAAAAGACAGCGCUCCAGGGGAACUAGUUUACAACGGCUCAUCCACUUUAUUCAGAGAUAUAAAUUUGCUGCCCUAUACAGAGUAUGAAUAUCAGCUAUGGGCUGUGAAUUCAGCAGGACGAACUCCGAGUCUCUGGACCUACUGCAAAACUGGCCCUGCACCCCCUGAAGGAAUCCUUGCUCCCACCUUUGACAAUGUGACAUCUACACAUGCUGUGGCUAAAAUCAGCCCUCCAUCUACACCGAAUGGCAUUGUAACCCUGUACAGGUUCUUCUCUGGCAACAGCUCAGGCCCUGACACAGUUUUGUCGGAAGGAACAUCCAACGUGCAAGUCCUCUACGGCCUGAGACCCUUCACCAAUUACUCUGUUGGCUCGGAGGUCUGCACCUGCCUAAAGUGCUGCAGCAGAGGGCCAAUGGUCCAACUAACCACUCAGCCGGCCCAACCUUCCCAUCAGCGACCUCCCCGGAUAACACACACGACUUCAAGAUCUGCGUCCUUUGAAUGGAAGGAGCCGGAGUCACCUAAUGGCAUUAUUGAGGGCUAUGAAGUCCACAUGCAAACACCAUGCCCUCAGCCUGCGCAGGUAGUAACGUGUGUACGAGGAGCACCUGAAAUAAAGUGCAGGGGAAUUGAGAAGGAGUGUAACGUUACAGAUCUGAAACCGUAUACUCAUUACAGUGUACAGGUGAUUUCCCACAAUGCAGUAGGCAGCACAGCCUCUGAAUGGAUCAGCUGUGUUACGCACAAAGAAAAUCCAACAUUCAACAGAAACAUCCAUGUGUCAAGUAACAUAACUACCAUAUUCCUAGACUGGAGCCUCAGCUUCCAACUCAAUGGAGAUUUAAAAGAAUUUGUUUUAACAGAAAGAGGACGGCGCCUUUAUAGUGGAUUUGAUAGUGGCAUCUAUCUACAAAGGACCAUGGACAAAACCUUAUUCUUUGAGGUGACAUGUACUACGGAUGUGGGGACAGUGAGCAGUCCAAUAUUUAAAUUCAAUUCAGCAACAGGACUUGCUCCUGCACAGCCAUUUCCAAGUGCGAAGAAUGGAACGGAGGCAAGAGGGAACACCUUCUACACAGAGCUGUGGUUUAUCAUUCUCAUGGCCCUUUUGGGGCUGUUACUGUUGGCCAUCUUUCUAUCAUUGGUUCUCCGGAAAAAGAUAAACAAACAGCCUUAUCCUCGAGAACGACCUCCUUUGGUCCCAGUUCAGCCGAGGAUGUCUCCCUCUAGUGCUUACACACAACAUGAGACGUAUGCGAAACACUCUCUGUCUGAUAGUCAACAUGUUUUUCUUCCUGAUCCUAUUUUGAAAGCCCCAACAGCAUCCCCAGAAGGAGAAAAUGAAGAAAAGUGUGAUCUUGUGGCUGAUGUAUCCGGCUCAACAAAUUGCAUCACAUUAAAAAGUUACAUAACACACUCAGAGGGGAUUGUUGAACUGAAGGUAUCGGAACUGGAGCCAAAUACUGGCCCGAAUACGCCAAUGGUGGUUAGAAAAGCUAGUCAUAUCAGCCACAGCUUUUCUCAGAAUUCGCUGUACCGCAGUGCCAGCCAGUUUAUAUCUCCUCAUGACAAAAAGUCCUUGGUAGAUGGUUCCUUAUGGGACAAUACACUGCAAGGCCAUGACAGUGGGAUGUAUGUUGAAGAUGAAGACCUGAUCAGCACCAUUAAAAGUUUCAGCACAGUGACAAAGCAUCACACAGCGUUCACCGACACACCGUUAUAAGAGGAGAGCACUUCUGUGGAGACACGAGAGGUCAACGUUAUUCAACAGACUGCACCUAGGGCAGCAUCAUAUUAUGACUCGGUUUGAGACCAAAUAUCCAGAGAAAUGAUAUACAAUACUUACAUCUCUUCUGCGUACAAUAUAUACAGAUCACAUGGGAUGGAAAUUAGUACCAGACACAUUUUCUCAUAACUUUAUAAACCAAAGACAUACUGCGGUCUUGAACACAAAAUGUAUUUCUCUAUUGCCAGCUGUAUGCAACUCAAGAAUCAAAGCGUUUUAGGAAAUUGCGUUUCCUGUACACAUGAUAAGAUACAGGCAACAUUACAACGGAAAAUCUACUUGUGUGUCUGCCUUUAUGUAUCUACUAUGUUGAAGUUGAUUUACCAGUCAACAAGACUCUUUGAAGUGCCACUAUACCCUAAAAUGUUCCCUAGAAUUGUCUGUAGUACUUAGUAGAAAUUUUUGGGGAUUAUGCAUUUGGUUGGUCCUACCCUUGCGAUGUCAAAAAAAAAAAAGCCUUUUCAACCCUGGCUUUGUGGUGGUUUCCCAUACGAGGCUAUGAGAGAUAAUAAUAAUAAAGCUUUGGCAAGCUAGCCUAAAAUAAUGGCAACUUGGGAGAAACUGAACUAUGGCAGUAAUAUCACAAAAGCUGAGGGAUUGGAGUAAUAACAAAGCUUUGGCUACCCACUCUGAGAUAAUGGCAACUUGGGAAAAACUGAACUGUGGCUGUAAUAUCAUCACAAAAGCUGAGGAAUUGGAGAAAUAAUGAAGCUUGGGCUAGCCACUCUGAGAAAAUGGCAACUAGGAAGCGACUAAAACUAUGGUAGAAAUAUUAUCAAAGAAGCUGUGGGCGAAAGAAUAAGAACCACAUGUUUAUAUUUCCAUUAGACCGAUACAAAUGAAAAAAAAAAAAAAAUUUUAUAGUGGCCCCUAAUUGCGUAUUGCAGAUACAAUUACAGGAUACAAAUAAAAUGUAGGAAUAUUACACAACUGCUAAUCCAUUUUUAAUUUUGUCUG
Molecule: messenger RNA, 17291 nt
Organism: Xenopus laevis (African clawed frog)
Lineage: Eukaryota; Metazoa; Chordata; Amphibia; Anura; Pipidae
Gene: ush2a.L
Product: Usher syndrome 2A (autosomal recessive, mild) L homeolog
Exons: 74
Coding region: 516-16271 (5251 amino acids)
Source: RefSeq, a predicted model, not a curated record